AUGGCCGUCGCCGACGCGGUGCUGCCCUCGCCGCCGCCCCCGCCCCCGCCGGCGCGGGCCGUCGUCGUGCGCUUCGCCCUUGCCCUGAUGCUGGCGCUCGGGCUCGUCCUCUGCGUCGCGGCGGGAGCCCUCGCCUGCCUGGGCUUCGCCUCUGCGUGGGUCGCCUCCGCGGCCUCGGCUGCCAAGGUCGUGGCGCGCCGCGCCUGGGGCGAGGCCUCCGCUCCUUUCCUCUUCCUCCAGGCGCUCACGUACGGGGCCCUGAAGGUCUGCGUCUACAACUUUCUUGUGUUGCUCGCGCUUACCGUCCUGCAGCAGUUCGUGGCCUACGUGAUUGCAGUUGUAUCUGGAUCCACUUCAGGAUUCAAGAAGAAUUGCUGCCCUCCUCAGAGCGCCUUCGGAGCAAUGAGGCCGGAGUCGGUUGCACGCUUCUUUAGGCUUCUGCGCCCCAUUGUGCUUGGAUUUGUUGCAUAUGUGGCCUUCAUCCUGCUAGCGGUCGCUGGUUUUCUGGUAGCAAUGAUGUCGCCACAUGUGGAGGGAUCGAUGUCUCAGGGAGAAAUGGUUGGUUCGGUGAUCAUGGAUGUGGGGAUAUUUGGUUCGCACGCGACAGCUUGCUUUGUUAUGAUGCCAGCUCUCGUUCUUAGUCUCUGGAGGGAGUACCAGGCAAACAGGAAAGCACCAUCGCAGUUCUGUUGA
This is a messenger RNA of Triticum turgidum subsp. durum (durum wheat), 693 nucleotides long. The record is from the annotation of a GenBank genome assembly. Lineage: Eukaryota; Viridiplantae; Streptophyta; Magnoliopsida; Poales; Poaceae.